CGUCAUAGGCUGUCAUAUGUCAGAAGUGACUGUCAGAGGUUAAUUUUCAAUAAUCAAAAAGGAAUAUCAUUAUUAUAUUGUGUAAAAUUAGGUAAAACCAACGCCUGGAUGCAGUUCAUAAAACACACUUUUCUUUUUGUUAAGAAAUUAACUGACAAUCGGUGUAAAUCGUUUUAUUUAUACAGUACUGUAAGUCUAACCGCAAAUAAAUCGACCACCACAAACAAAAUGGAAAAUACACCAAACUUAGUUUUAAGAAGAGUUGAAAAUAUUAUAAAAUCUCAAGAGGAUAAGCGAGUUUAUAGAGGUUUAGAGCUUGCAAAUCACAUGAAAGUUUUGCUUGUGAGUGACCCCACAACUGAUAAAUCUGCCGCUGCGUUGGAUGUCAACGUUGGUUUUAUGAGUGAUCCACGAGAUGUUUUUGGUUUGGCCCAUUUCUGCGAACAUAUGCUUUUUCUGGGUACUAAAAAAUACCCCAAUGAAAACGACUAUAACAAAUAUUUGAGUGAACAUGGGGGGAGCAGUAAUGCAGCCACGUAUCCUGAUCACACAAUUUACUACUUUGACAUAGUACCUGAUGAAUUGAAUAAUACUCUAGAUCGAUUUUCGCAGUUUUUUAUCGCGCCGUUAUUUACUGAAUCAGCCACUGAUAGAGAGAUGAAUGCUGUAAAUUCUGAACAUGAGAAAAAUAUUCCAAAUGAUGUGUGGAGAAAGGACCAGUUGGAUAAACAUUUAGCUGACCCCAAGCACCCCUACCACACUUUUGGGACAGGCAACAGACACACUUUGGAUACGCUCCCAAAAGAAAAAAGUAUUAACGUAAGAGAUGAGUUAUUAAAGUUUCAUGACAAAUGGUAUUCAUCAAACAUCAUGUGUCUAGCUGUGUUAGGAAAAGAAAGUCUAGAUGAGUUAGAAGCAAUGGUUGUGAAAUUAUUCUCUGAGGUUAAAGACAAGUCCAUUGAAGCCCCCAGAUGGGAGGAACACCCAUUCAAAGAUGAACAUUUUGGUACUUGUGUUUAUAUGUACCCCAUCAAGGACGUCAGAAAUUUGAAUAUAGUGUUUCCUUGUCGUGACCUACAAGAGUACUACAAGUCUUCACCUUCUCACUACAUCAGCCACUUGAUGGGACACGAGGGCCCCGGUAGUAUUUUAUCGACUCUCAAAACUCGAGGAUGGUCGAAUAAUUUAGUCGCUGGUAGUAGACCGGCACCACGCGGGUUGGGUUUUUUUGGAGUUACAGUAGAUUUAACAGAAGAAGGAAUAAAGCAUAUUGAUGAUAUUGUUGAACUUAUUUUCCAAUAUUUGAACAUGUUGAAAUGUCAAGGACCUCAAAAAUGGGUUCAGGAUGAGAACAGGGACAUUGGCAAUAUGCUAUUUCGGUUUAAAGAUAAGGAAUCUCCCAGGAGUUACAUUGCAGGCCUUGUUCACACGUUACAAGAUUACAGCAUGGAAGAUGUGUUAAGUUGUAUGUAUUUGUUUUCCGAAUGGAGACCAGAUAUAAUAGAGCAAAUCUGGAAUGAUUUUGUUCCGGAAAAAAUCCGAAUCAUAGUUUUGGCUAAACAGUAUGAGAAUGAAUUGGAUCAAGUCGAACCUUGGUACGGUACUAAAUAUAAGGUGGCACAGAUUUCAGAAAAAACAUUAGAUAGGUGGCGAAAAUGCGGACUUUCUGAUGAUUUUAAGUUACCGGAGAAGAAUGAGUUUAUUCCGACCGAUUUCGAAUUGUACUCAAUCGAUAAAGAUGUUACGGAACAUCCGAUAAUUAUUCAAGACACUGCAUUGACGAGAGUUUGGUUUAAACAAGAUGAAACUUUUUUGUUACCGAAAGCAAACGUCAUGUUUGAUUUCGUCAGUCCUUUGGCAUAUUUAGAUCCUCUCAAUUGUAAUUUGACCCACAUGUUGGUUCAGUUGUUUCGAGAUGCUUUAAAUGAAUAUGCCUAUGCCGCCGAACUUGCCGGUUUAAAGUGGGAACUUAUCAAUACGAAAUACGGUUUAAUACUCGCUAUUGGAGGUUACAGCAAUAAGCAACACAUAUUUUUAGACAAAGUAAUGGAGAAAUUGACGAAUUUUAAAAUCGACCCGAAACGAUUCGAAAUUUGCAAAGAAAAUUAUAUCAGAAAUUUGAAAAAUUUUGCGGCAGAACAGCCUUACCAACACGCUGUCUAUUAUUUGGCCGCUCUGUUGACCGAGCAUUCGUGGACAAAACAAGAGCUUUUGGCCGCAACUGAACAGCUCACUAUUGAUAAGUUGGAGGCUUUUAUUCCCCAAAUCUUAUCAAAAAUGCACAUCGAGUGUCUAAUUCACGGUAACGCCAAUAAAGAAAAAGCACUACAGUUGGUACAAAUCGUCGAAGACAGGCUUUUGUCUACCCUAAACAUGUCACCAUUAUUGCCACGACAGUUGUUAUUAAACCGCGAAUUAAAACUCGAAGAUGGUUGCAAUUACGUUUACGAAGUCCAAAAUGAAGUCCACAAAGAAUCUUGUAUCGAAUUGUACUACCAGUGUGGACUCCAAUCGAAGGAAAAUAACAUGAAGUUGGAAUUGUUUGCUCAAAUCGUUCAAGAGCCAUGUUUCGAUAUUUUACGGACUAAGGAACAAUUGGGUUAUAUUGUUUUUAGUGGGAUUAGGAGGUCAAAUGGGGUACAAGGAUUGCGAAUUAUUGUUCAAUCUGAUAAACAUCCAGUGCGUUUGGAUGAACGUAUCGAGGAGUUUUUGAAGAAUAUGUUGAAUUAUGUCAAGAACAUGUCGGAGGAGGAGUUUUUGAGACAUCGGGAGGCGUUAGCUGCGCAGCGAUUAGAAAAACCGAAACAAUUGUCCACCCAAACUAAUAUUUUUUGGGGAGAGAUCACCUCACAGCAGUAUCAUUUCGAUAGGGCGAAUGUCGAAGUCGCGUAUUUGAGGACCUUGACUAAGGAGGAUAUUAUCGAUUUUUAUAAGAGUUUGUUAGAAGAAAACGCCCAAUUUCGUAAAAAGCUGUCUGUUCACGUGGUUUCAAUGGCGGAGGGAGGUGCUGGCAAAAUGGCAUCAGGCGAUAAGGAAUACUCUAUUACUACUAAAGGAACGGUUGUUUGUGACCUAACAGUGUUUAAAAGCUCGCACGAAAUGCAUCCUCUUGUUCAGCCUUAUAUUAAUAUUACGCGAAAAGGAAACAAGUGUAAGCUUUGAUUUUAGAAGUGUAAUAGCCAAUUUAAUAAAUUGUAACGAUUUUAUCUCAUUACUUAGGUGAAUGUUUCUAGAUUGUUUAAGUCGACACGAAAUUAACACGGUUUUUCUGACUAAUAAAUUCUUUGAAACUAUA
Messenger RNA from Tribolium madens (black flour beetle), 3295 nucleotides. It is a transcript of the gene Ide, whose product is annotated as insulin-degrading enzyme. Gene Ontology annotation, molecular function: metalloendopeptidase activity; metal ion binding. The record is from RefSeq and is a predicted model, not a curated record. The transcript has 15 exons. Bases 109 to 3162 code for a protein of 1017 amino acids. Gene Ontology annotation, cellular component: cytosol; mitochondrion. Gene Ontology annotation, biological process: peptide catabolic process. Lineage: Eukaryota; Metazoa; Arthropoda; Insecta; Coleoptera; Tenebrionidae.